UGCCAACUUAAUGCCAACAACUAACCAUUUUCAAAUUCUGUGUUAGAAAAAUGGGAAAUGAUGGAGGUUCUUUACCAACCCGAAAUGAACUAGUCAAUGAACCACCCAAAACACGUCCACUCGACAUUGAUUUGAAGCGUUCUUUAAAGCAGUCAGAAAUUACUCAAUGCUCAAUAACAGGUGAUCCUUUGUCACCUCCUAUUGCCUCCUGUGGUCUUGGAAGGUUAUAUAACAAAGCGACGAUACUGCAAAUGCUUUUAGAUCGUAGCAGCGUUCCUGAAGCGCCUAGCCAUAUCCAGUCACUGAAAGACGUUGUGGAUGUUCAUGUUGACCAAGACAAUGACAAAAAAGUAUUAUGGGUAUGCCCCAUCACAAGACAUGAAAUGUCAAGCGCCUAUCAAUUUGCUUAUAUCGUUCCCUGUGGCCAUGCCUUUGAAUAUUCUGCUGUAAAAGAAUUCGGGGAAAAGAAUUGCUUUCAGUGUAAUACUCCUUAUGAACAAGAAAAUAUAAUUCCUAUCAAUCCCAAUCCCGAACAAAUACAAAGUUUAAGUAAACGUUUACUUACACUUACGAAGUCCGGAAAAUCCCAUAGCCUUAGGAAGUCAUCGAAGAAGCACAAGAAUCCAGAUAAAAAAAGGAAACAUUUAAAAGAAUCAGAAGAGGUUCCUUCUCUUACAUUUGUGGAUUCAGAAUCUUCGCCGAAGAAAAAAAUCAAAUCUGAUAUUGAAGGCAAUCCAAAGUCCGAGUCCAGCACGAAAGAGCGGAUUAAGGUCUAACAUCCUCACUGAAAAUAUAAGCAGAUACCUAUCUCAAACAGUAUUUAUUACAUUUAAUGCAUAUACUACUUGGAAACGGAUAUUGAAUUUACUAAUACAAAUUUUUGACGCAUUUGGCAGACAAUCCUG
Messenger RNA from Schizosaccharomyces cryophilus OY26, 905 nucleotides. Its product is annotated as replication termination factor Rtf2. The record is from RefSeq and is a predicted model, not a curated record. Gene Ontology annotation, biological process: mitotic DNA replication termination; site-specific DNA replication termination at RTS1 barrier. Bases 51 to 776 code for a protein of 241 amino acids. Gene Ontology annotation, cellular component: nucleus. NCBI's taxonomy places the organism in Eukaryota, Fungi, Ascomycota, Schizosaccharomycetes, Schizosaccharomycetales, Schizosaccharomycetaceae. The transcript has 4 exons.